UACCCAGAUCACUUCCGGGUGGAACUCCACAACCCUGAGCAGCAAUUGGGCAACCUUACACGGGGUACUUCCGGUGCCCAGGUGCUUGGGCUCUUUUGCAGGAGUAGAAAGAUGAAGCCUGGUGUCACGACCCGUGCUCGGUCCGUUUUGUGGCUGCAGCUGCUGCUGCCGCAACUGCUGCUGCUGCACUCGCUUCUCCCGGUCGACGCCAGCGGUCCCCGCACUUUAGUGCUGCUGGACAACCUCAACCUGCGGGAGACGCAUUCGCUUUUUUUUCGGAGUCUGAAGGAUCGGGGCUUUGAACUCACAUUCAAGACCGCGGAUGACCCCAGCCUGUCCCUUAUUAAGUACGGGGAGUUUCUCUAUGACAAUCUCAUCAUCUUCUCCCCCUCGGUAGAAGAUUUUGGAGGCAACAUCAACGUGGAGACCAUCAGCACCUUUAUUGACGGUGGAGGCAGUGUCCUGGUAGCUGCCAGCUCAGACAUUGGCGACCCUCUCCGAGAGCUGGGCAGUGAGUGUGGCAUCGAGUUCGACGAGGAGAAAACGGCUGUCAUUGACCAUCACAACUAUGACAUCUCAGACCCCGGCCAGCACACGCUCAUCGUGGCCGACACCGAGAACCUGCUCAAGGCCCUGACCAUAGUUGGGAAGUCGUCUCUGAACCCCGUCCUGUUCCGGGGUGUUGGGAUGGUGGCUGACCCCGACAACCCCUUGGUGCUGGACAUCCUGACGGGCUCCUCCACCUCAUACUCCUUCUUCCCAGACAAGCCCAUCACCCAGUACCCCCACGCCGUGGGGAAGAACACCCUCCUGAUCGCCGGGCUCCAGGCCAGGAACAACGCCCGGGUCAUCUUCAGCGGUUCCCUGGACUUCUUCAGCGACGCCUUCUUCAACUCAGCCGUGCAGAAGGCCGCGCCCGGCUCCCAGAGGUACUCCCAGACAGGCAACUACGAGCUCGCCGUGGCGCUCUCCCGAUGGGUGUUCAAAGAGGAAGGUGUCCUCCGCGUGGGGCCCGUGUCGCACCAUCGGGUGGGCGAGACAGCCCCGCCCAAUGCCUACACUGUCACCGACCUCGUGGAGUACAGCAUCGUGAUCGAGCAGCUCUCUGACGGCAAGUGGGUCCCCUUUGAUGGGGACGACAUUCAGCUGGAGUUUGUCCGCAUCGACCCUUUCGUGAGGACCUUCCUCAAGAGGAAAGGUGGCAAGUACAGUGUCCAGUUCAAGUUGCCGGACGUGUACGGUGUGUUCCAGUUCAAGGUGGACUACAACCGGCUGGGCUACACACACCUGUACUCUUCCACUCAGGUGUCGGUGAGGCCGCUGCAGCACACGCAGUACGAGCGCUUCAUCCCCUCGGCCUACCCCUACUACGCCAGCGCCUUCUCCAUGAUGGCCGGCCUCUUCGUCUUCAGCGUGGUCUUCUUGCACAUGAAGGAGAAGGAGAAGUCCGACUGAGCUCCAGGGCCCGGCUCCCCCACUCCCCCAGCGUGGGCGGGGGGGGGGGGGGCGCUGUGGGGAUGUUUUGUGCCCCUUUGUGGUGGUUUUUGUUGUUUUCUAAGCCGUGGGGCAGUGGCAUAGCCUUUACCUCAGUGGGAGAUGCGGCAUCGGGUUCCAGGGGGUGGGGGCUCGGGGGUGUUUUUUAUGUGACUUUUUCCCACCUACUGCUAAGUGGUGUUUUCGUAUGUGCGGUCAAGAUUGUUUCUAAAAUAAAGAGAAAUGUUGCCCUCGAA
Messenger RNA from Phyllostomus discolor (pale spear-nosed bat), 1730 nucleotides. RefSeq names its product dolichyl-diphosphooligosaccharide--protein glycosyltransferase non-catalytic subunit (gene DDOST). The coding region runs from base 112 to 1455 and encodes 447 amino acids. The transcript has 11 exons. NCBI's taxonomy places the organism in Eukaryota, Metazoa, Chordata, Mammalia, Chiroptera, Phyllostomidae. Gene Ontology annotation, cellular component: oligosaccharyltransferase complex; endoplasmic reticulum membrane. The record is from RefSeq and is a predicted model, not a curated record.